CUGCAGAUAGUGGCAAAGAGAGAGCCGACUGGCUGACUUCCGCAUAGGUGUAGGAGUUCUAUAGGUUCCGGCAGAUGCAGUGGCACAGCGCAGAGUGUACCGGAAGCUUGUUGUGUCCGGCUUUACAUUUUGCAGCUGACAGCUGUCUUCUCAGUGCUGUAGCCGGACAGGGAUGGUGUGGUCAUCAUGGUCCUCUGUAUAUGUGAUCUCCUGCAACUGCUGGCUGCUCUGGCGGCUGUAGUGUUGCUGCUGGUCGCAGUUGUAGCACAUGUGACUGCCAAGAAAAUGCCAAAUCUGCACCGACAUGACGCAGAAAAGUUCUUCAUUGGAAACAAAGGAGAAAAAGAACCUUUUCCCAGCAUCCACGACCCUCCGGAGAAAGACCUGUCUGUGGUUGUUCCUGCAUAUAAUGAAGAAACGCGGUUACCUAUUAUGAUGGAUGAAGCAAUGGAAUACCUUGAAAAGAGACAGAAGCAACGUCCAUCUUUCAAAUAUGAGGUCAUCGUUGUAGAUGAUGGAAGUUCUGAUGAAACAACACAGGUUGCCUUGAACUACUCCAAAAGGUAUGGAAGUGAUAAGGUCCGCGUGCUCACACUAGUAAAGAAUCGUGGCAAAGGUGGAGCUGUGCGGAUGGGAACUCUGGUGUCACGAGGCAGGACUGUAUUAAUGGCCGAUGCUGAUGGUGCCACCAAGUUUGCAGAUCUAAAAAAUGUUGAAGAUGGACUUGAGAGUCUAAAACCCGGGCCAGAUAACUUGGCAAUAUCAUGUGGGUCACGGGCGCACCUAGAGAAUGAGUCUAUAGCCAAGCGUUCUGUGUUCAGGACCUUCCUUAUGUAUGGUUUCCAUUUCCUUGUCUGGUUUUUGUGUGUCCGGGGAGUCAAAGACACACAGUGUGGCUUUAAGUUGUUUACAAGAGAAGCUGCUGCCCGCACAUUCACAGCUCUUCAUGUUGAUCGAUGGGCGUUUGAUGUGGAGCUCCUAUAUAUAGCUCAGUGCCUGAAGAUCCCAGUUGCAGAAGUUGCAGUAAACUGGACGGAAAUUGAAGGAUCCAAGCUGGUGCCUUUCUGGAGUUGGCUGCAGAUGGGCCGAGACCUCCUUUUUAUAAGACUACGUUAUCUAACCGGUGCCUGGAAGAUGGACACUACUGGCAAAUUGAAUUAGCUAGUUUUAUCACGGUACACAGGGAAACAUGGAAGCCACGAGGUGUGAAGCAUCAUGGGUAACUUUGGCACGCUCGUUGCUGCAGUAAAGUGCUGGAGUCUCUUUUCCUAAUCUUUGCACUGAUGCAGAAAUCUAUUUAAUGGUAUAUUGGAGUCGUCUUCUGUUUCAUACAUGGUGGUAGCAAAUGUGAACGUUCUGAUACUAUAUAACGCGUUCAGACACUGCUGGUACAGAUACAUGACAUUUGUUGUCUGUAAACAGGUUAAUGGAGAAAGCUGUUCACUUCUUAUCUAUUCAUUUAUAUUAUUAAAUGCACUACGAAAUCCAGCGUGCAGACGUUUAUGACAUCAGUAAUGUUGUGAUGAGAUAUUCCAAAGUUGGCAUACUCUGCCUAAUAUAUACUAUACUGUAACUCAAUCCCUGCAGGAUUCUUGGUGCAUUGCAUUAGUCAGGAUUUUCUAGGCACAUUCU
Molecule: messenger RNA, 1632 nt
Organism: Nanorana parkeri
Lineage: Eukaryota; Metazoa; Chordata; Amphibia; Anura; Dicroglossidae
Gene: ALG5
Product: ALG5, dolichyl-phosphate beta-glucosyltransferase
Exons: 10
Coding region: 187-1161 (324 amino acids)
Cellular component (GO): endoplasmic reticulum membrane
Source: RefSeq, a predicted model, not a curated record